Molecule: messenger RNA, 578 nt
Organism: Harmonia axyridis
Lineage: Eukaryota; Metazoa; Arthropoda; Insecta; Coleoptera; Coccinellidae
Gene: MED22
Product: mediator of RNA polymerase II transcription subunit 22
Exons: 3
Coding region: 105-527 (140 amino acids)
Biological process (GO): regulation of transcription by RNA polymerase II
Cellular component (GO): mediator complex
Molecular function (GO): transcription coregulator activity
Source: RefSeq, a predicted model, not a curated record
ACGUUAACAUAACCUAAAAAUAAUUCCUGUUGUCAUAAUAAUCGAAACGAAAAAGAAUCAAAUUUAUUAUUUGUUAUAUUUGUAUCAUAUAAACUAAUUCUACAAUGUCGGCACAAAGAUCGUUGACCCACAGUAAAGAGGCUUUAUUGAAAUUGUAUAGAACAAGACUGAAGGAUGAUGUGAAGAGUAUGCUAGAAAAUUUCGAAGAAAUUGUGAAACUUGCAAAAGGAGAACAUGACACCCAGUUAUCCAGGAUGACACAAUGUGAGCAAGAUACUUUUGAGAUGCAUGUCCGAGCAGCUAAUAUUGUUCGAGCUGGAGAAUCCUUGAUGAAAUUGGUCUCAGAUAUCAAACAGUAUCUGAUUUUGAAUGAUUUCCCCUCAGUUAAUGAAGCCAUUACGCAAAAUUCGAAACUCUUCAGAACAAAGCAAGCUGAAUGUGACCAGAAACUAAUGUCUCUGAGAGAUGAUAUUGCAGCAGAUUUGUAUGACUUGGAAGAAGAAUAUUACAGUAGUAUAAAUAAGUGAACUGUGAUGAUCUACAAUAUUUGUUGUAAAUAUAUCGUAUUUAUUCGAAAA